Eublepharis macularius is the source of this 4842-nucleotide messenger RNA. It is a transcript of the gene SH3BP1, whose product is annotated as SH3 domain binding protein 1. The transcript has 18 exons. The coding region runs from base 421 to 2490 and encodes 689 amino acids. The record is from RefSeq and is a predicted model, not a curated record. NCBI's taxonomy places the organism in Eukaryota, Metazoa, Chordata, Lepidosauria, Squamata, Eublepharidae. Gene Ontology annotation, biological process: signal transduction; regulation of Rac protein signal transduction; regulation of actin cytoskeleton organization. Gene Ontology annotation, molecular function: protein binding; GTPase activator activity. Gene Ontology annotation, cellular component: intracellular anatomical structure; cytoplasm; cytosol.
AAGAAGCAGUAGCAGAUCUUACCUGAAGAGCAACCAGGAGAGGUGCUGAAGGAGGAGAGAAAGAGGGAGCAGGAGGCUGGAAAUUUGGCAGGAAAGGUGCGGGGGGGGGGACCAUGAACAGAGAGUGAAGGAGAUCGCAGGAAAGGGAAAGAGAGGAAAUCAGUGAGAGGCAGAGAGAAGGAAGUAAAACCGGGAGGAGUGAAGCCACAAAAAGAGAGGGAGGAAUAGAAAAAAAGAGGGAGGGCAGGGUAGAGAAUGAGAAGGAAGUGACAGGAACAAGCCUGCUGUGGAGGAGGAGGAGGAGGAGGAGAAGAGAAGAGAAAGCAACCGAUGGCAACAAGUGCAGCUGGCGUAUGCUGAGAGGAAAAACUAGGGAGGUUUGAUCAAUUUUUGUGGGGACUGUUCACCCUUUCUCCCAAGAUGAUGAAGAGACAGUUCAACUGGAUGAGGCAGCAGCUCAGCCAUCCCAACACCAGUGGACGAGCCCUGGAAACAGCUGAAUACUUGACUGAAGACUUGUUACAGAUUGAACAGAGAAUUGAACCUGCAAAGCGUGCAGCACAUAAUGUCCACAAGAGGCUUGUGGCUUGCCUCCAGGGCCCUUAUGGGGCUGAUGUGGAGAAACGCGUGAAAAAGUUGUCUUUGAUGUCAUUGUCAGUUACCAUGGCCGAGAGCUUCAAAGAACUAGACACUGAUUCCAGCCUUGGGAGAGCUUUAGAAAUGAGCUGCUUCAUUGAAGGAAUGCUAGCCAAGAUCUUAGCAGAGUUUGAAAUGACACUUGAGCGAGAAGUCCUACAGCCCCUGAACAAACUGAGUGAGGAGGAGCUACCUAUCAUCCUGAAACACAAAAAGAACCUUCAGAAACAUAUUCUGGAUUGGAACACCAUCAAGAGCCGUCUGAACCAAGUGGCUAAGAACUCCAGUAACAGCGUCAGUGCCGGCACUGGCCCAGCGGCAUCCUCAGCUGCGAUCAAACUGGAGAAUCUGAAGGAGGAGGAGGAAGACAUGAGAAGGCGGGUUGAACAGAGUAAGGAUGAGUACAUGGCAGACCUCUACCACUUUUCCACCAAGGAGGACAGCUACGCUAAGUAUUUUAUCAAAUUGCUGGAAAUUCAAGCGGAGUAUCACAGGAAGUCCUUGGGAUCUCUGGAUACUACUUUGGCAGAGCUGAAAGAGACUCAGAGUCAGCCAGACUCUCCAUUCCUGUCAGAUACAGCUAUCUUAGGGGUAUAUGGGAUGCCACUAGAAACUCAUCUGAACAACUCUGGGCGGGAGAUUGCACUUCCCAUUGAAGCUUGUGUCAUGAUGUUGUUGACAUCAGGGAUGCUGGAAGAGGGGCUCUUCCGGUUGGCAGCUGGGGCUUCUGUACUGAAGAAGCUGAAAUACUAUCUUUCCAGUGGCUCAAGUGCUCUAGAUGAAUUCUAUGCAGACCCCCAUGCAGUGGCAGGUGCCCUGAAAUGUUACCUGCGAGAGCUGCCUCAGCCCUUGAUGACUUCUGAACUCUAUGAUGACUGGCUCAAAGCUGCCACCAUCAAAGAGCCCGAAAGUCGACUGGGAUUCCUCAAGGAAUGUUGCAACCGUCUCCCCAAUGCCAACUACAACAACUUGAGAUAUCUGAUCCGGUUUUUAGCCAAGCUGGCUGAACAUCAGGAAGUGAACAAAAUGACCCCAAGCAACAUUGCCAUUGUCUUAGGGCCCAACUUGUUAUGGCCCCAACAGAUUGAAGGGAGCAACGUGCAGCUAGACAUGGCCUCUGUAUCCUCCAUUCAAGUUGUGGGUGUUGUGGAACCCCUCAUACAAAAUGCUGAGUCCCUCUUCCCAGGAGAUAUUGACUUCAACAUCUCUGGCUUGUUCACUCCUCCACCGGAAAUUAAAGACAGUGAAGUUCCUUCAGCGGAAGAGCCCACAUCCUGCCUUCUCUCAGCUGAGCCAGUUUUCUCCUUGCCUGAGGAAAGGAAAAAUCCUGAGGUGGUCGCAGGAACAGUUCUCCCCAAAGUGACCCAAACCUCUGCUGAAGCAGCGGUUUCCUUGCCAACCCCUGUUCCUGCUGAUGACGCCUCACGUAAAUCAAAGCGAGCUGCCCCCCCUCGACCCACUGUGCCUCCACCCCUAGUCCAGCCUCGAACCCCAGCUCCUGUUCAGCAUCAGAGCCAACCUCCUGCCUCAGAGCCUCCUGCCAUUCCUAAAGCCCUGCCUCGAAAAGCCGCAGGAAACUUAAUGCGAGCUCCAUCUACUCCACCCCCACUUCCACCACAGCCAGCCAGGCGUCAGAGUCGCAAUGCUCCACCAUCCCCAAAGCCUCGGUCAGAACCUGUGAGCAAUGAGGUGGCAGCAACAGCAGCUGAAGAGCCUCCGGCUGAUGACUGCAGAAUAGAAACAUCCAAUGAUUCCAUUCCUCUGGCAACAGGACAUAAUGAGCCAACAGCCAUGGGAGAAAAUGGCUCGCCAUCAGAAUCUGAUCUGAAGGUCCAAACACUGGAGAAUGACUGACAUAGAAGCAGCUACACAGGCAUCAUUUUUGCCAGCUGGUUUCUCAGGACGGAGAAAGAGUAGGAUUUGGUGGAACACUGUACAUCAGUCAAGGCUAGCAGUUCCUAGUGGGAAAAACAUGUGCCAUUUUAACUUCUCACACUGUUCUGCAUUGGAAGCCACUUCUCGAGUCUGCAACAUCAAAAGCAAUCUCUUCUUCCAUGUGCCUCCCUUUUUCCUGCUUCGCCAUGUCUCCUGUCCCUGAGUGAAGCUUCUCCUUCUUUUCAUCAUUCCAUCCUUCUCUCCUUUUUGGUAUUUCCUUCCUGAUUACCACCCAGCUACAAAGCCAGCUGUAUACAUUCCAUAGAAUGAGUUGGUAGAAUUCUGAAAUACCUUUUUUGAACGUCUGCCCACCUGCAUUAAAAACUCCUUGCAUCUAGUAAACUAGCACAUCAGAUUUACAGUAGCCAUGUUUCUGAUGUGGUAUUAUUGAAUGCUCCAUGCAUGUAGAAAACUACCCUCUCCUUCCACACAGGCAGCCUGUGGUCCAGGCCAAAAUUAGACUGCUUUAGUCUACAGCUUCAUUUAGUCUACUACCAAUGAGGAUAGAAUCUGAAGGGGAAGAAAAGUGUAGGGCCGCUAGCAUCUUUCCUCUGACCGUUUUGUUCACCAAGUUGUUUACCUGUUAAGGAAAAAUCUGUCAUUUUUACUUACCCCCACCCCUAAGAAAGAUAAAAGCAGUUUUGUUGGUGACUUUUGGUGGGGACAUGGUCCAAAGGAAAACUUGGUUAAGAGACUUCUCUUACCACACUGAUUUUCCUCUUUGAACUGCAGCCUCAGCAGUUACAUUAAUAUUAUUUACUGGCUUGCUUACCUUCUCUCCUCCCCCCCCCUCCUCUUAAGUGCUAGUGCCUCUGUUUUUAUCAGAUGUUUUUGUCAUUAAGAUGCUGGGUAUGUGUAUGACCUUCAAGAUCUGAGAUAAGAGAAAGGAAGAACAUCUUAUCUAUUCUAUUUCUAGUUGCCCAUAAUAGGAUAUUAAUUCAAAUGAUCUCAGGGAUUCCUUCAGCUUUUAAAGGAUAAGGUAUUUUGCUUUUAAAUGAUAUAAAACUGUUAAAAGACAGCACUCCCUUUGCCAAACACCUCUGAAAAUUCAUAUUGUGCAAUAUCUUUCAAGAUACUUAAAAAAAGAACAGAAGGAAGAUUCUAGUAAAAAUCAAAGUGUUGACCAGCAGGAUUGCCAGAGGCAAACCCUGUAAAUAGACAUAUGGAAGAGAAAACUCUGCCAGGUGUGACCUUUUCCAACAUAAAUACUGCAGUGACAGCAGAGAGUACCAUUGGUAGUAUUCCCCCUCUUAUCAGCUCUUAAAGGCACAGGAGCUUUCUAGGGCUCUGUACCUCACAACCUUAGAUACACUGUAUGGAUUUUUACUGUGAACAUAAGCACAGGGCUUGUUCACACGUAUAUGUACAUUUGUACAUCAUUUCUUGAUUACUGGCAGUUGAGUGUAGGAACUGAACAGCUUGUGUUUGGGAUUAUGAUAAAAUACUGUUUGGACCUCACAAACACUAUAUUCACACAUGCUAGUAAAGGUGUACAUGUAAGGCAGCCCUAUGUUAGAUGAAAGAUAGUGGGUAUUUCCUGUGAAUAGCAACAAAAAUAAUUUGUCCAUUAAGGAUCACUUCUGCAAUCUGCUUGACAAACUUCAAACUAUUUAGUUAUUCUCAAAAAAAAAACCCUGGGUCAUAGUUUUGUAAGUGCUGAGCAUACUUUGUGAGAUAUUCCCAGCACAUUCAAAGAACUAUGCAUCCUAGGAUUUGGGAGAAGGGAAAAUGCACGGCAAUUAUUUACUUACAUUUGCAAUGCAUAUGCCUUAAGAAUCUCUUUACAUUAGUUUUCAUAGUCUUUGACAGAAGGUGGGAAUGACUUAUUUUUAUACGUAAUUGAUAAAUUAUUUUUUAAAUGUGGGGUCAUAUUUAUGGCUAAUGUGAGAAGGUUUCUUCAUUUUUAAAGAAUAUUUCUCUUGCUUGUAGCAAGGAUAAAUUCAGCUCUUGGAUUGUUCUGGAGAGAACUGUGUAAAUGACAGAGCCUUGUGACAAUGACAAAUACAUUGUGGCAUAAGCUUUCAUCAACCACAUCAUUAGAUUCAGUUUAUUAGAUGCUGCUUUUUAGCCUUGUGAUUUUGCAGCAUCCCCCUUCUCUUUUAGUUAAACACAAUUGUUCAGUGUGUCUAACUUCUGUAUCAUCAAAUGGUGGUAGUUACAGUCCCAUGGUAGUGUUACUUCUGCAUAGAAAUGGAAGGAGUGCUUGUCCUGUAUAGUUGUGAUGAUUGCCAUUUAUUUCAUUGAAACAAUUGGUAUAUAAUCUUAUUACAG